Glycine soja is the source of this 2328-nucleotide messenger RNA. Its product is annotated as 3-ketoacyl-CoA synthase 11-like. The coding region runs from base 434 to 1987 and encodes 517 amino acids. Lineage: Eukaryota; Viridiplantae; Streptophyta; Magnoliopsida; Fabales; Fabaceae. Gene Ontology annotation, cellular component: membrane. Gene Ontology annotation, molecular function: acyltransferase activity, transferring groups other than amino-acyl groups. The record is from RefSeq and is a predicted model, not a curated record. Gene Ontology annotation, biological process: fatty acid biosynthetic process. The transcript has 2 exons.
CAAAACAUAAAGUGGCAAAGUAGCAAUAACAGGGAAAGAACAAGGUCAAAAAACCACAUGAAUAAACCCAGUUGGCUUGGCUUAUUCAAUGCUCCCGCAUGUAACAAUUAAAAGUUCGUUGGGGUAGUUGUAUCGACUAUCCUCCCCCUCCUCCUCUCACCCUUUAAAACCCUGCCAUCUUUCAUUAUUUUGCAACCCAUUGGAUCUUCUUCUUCUCCUUUUGUACUCUCAUUCACAUUCUUAUAGGCUAAUUAACAUACACUCUCUUCCAAAGUUGAGUACUUUGCCAAAAAAAAAAAAAAGUUUUCCCUUUGAGAAAGAAAACCCAAAGACAGUCUUUUGAUCAUUUUGAGCAGUUGCAUUCCUUGUUUUCUUCCAUUUUGGGUCCCCUCAAAAGUAGUUUCAAAAGGGUUCCUCUUCCUCCACAGAUAUCAUGGCAGAUCAUACCCCGGGUUCAGGAACCGUUUCUGUUGAAGCUUCUUCACAAGAAAGAAGGAAACUUCCAAACUUUCUCCUAUCCGUGAGACUUAAGUAUGUGAAGCUUGGUUACCACUACUUGAUCUCCAAUGCUAUGUACCUUUUACUCAUACCCCUUCUUGGUGUAGCUUCUGCUCAUCUUUCAACAAUCUCUUACCAAGAUGUUGUCCAACUAUGGGAAAAUCUCAAGUUCAAUCUUGUCUCAGUGACUCUAUGUUCUAGCCUUAUAGUGUUCCUUGUCACCUUUUACUUCAUGAGCCGUCCAAGGGGUGUUUACUUGGUGGAUUUUGCGUGCUACAAGCCAGAGCCAGAUUGCACUUGCACAAGGGAGAUUUUCAUGCACAGGUCUGUGGAAACUGGUGUGUUUUCGGAGGAGAACUUGGCCUUUCAGAAGAAGAUACUUGAGAGGUCUGGUUUGGGACAAAAGACUUACUUGCCCCCAGCAAUCUUGAGUAUCCCUCCAAACCCUUGUAUGGCUGAAGCAAGGAAAGAAGCUGAGCAAGUGAUGUUUGGAGCCAUUGACCAGCUUCUGGAGAAAACUGGUGUGAAGGCUAAGGAUAUUGGGAUUUUGGUGGUGAAUUGCAGCUUGUUCAAUCCCACACCUUCUCUCUCUGCAAUGAUUGUGAACCACUACAAGCUGAGAGGGAAUAUCCAAAGUUAUAAUCUUGGUGGCAUGGGUUGCAGUGCUGGACUUAUCUCUAUAGACCUUGCCAAACAGCUCCUCCAGGUUCAUCCAAACUCUUAUGCCUUAGUGGUGAGCAUGGAGAACAUCACUCUCAACUGGUAUUUUGGCAACAACAGGUCAAUGCUUGUCUCAAAUUGUCUCUUCAGAAUGGGUGGAGCUGCAGUUCUACUCUCCAACAAGUCUUCUGAUCGCAGAAGAGCCAAAUACCAACUGAUCCAUACAGUGCGUACUCACAAGGGUGCAGAUGACAGAUCAUAUGGUUGUGUCUUCCAAGAAGAAGAUGAGAAGAAAACAAUUGGUGUGGCACUCUCAAAGGACUUGAUGGCUGUUGCAGGAGAAGCCCUCAAGACCAAUAUCACAACACUUGGCCCAUUAGUCCUUCCCAUGUCAGAACAGCUCUUGUUUUUUGCAACUUUGGUGGCUAGAAAAGUGUUCAAGAUGAAAAUAAAGCCAUACAUACCAGACUUCAAGCUAGCUUUUGAGCACUUUUGCAUCCAUGCUGGAGGAAGAGCAGUGUUGGAUGAGUUGGAGAAGAAUCUUGAGCUCUCUGAUUGGCACAUGGAGCCUUCAAGAAUGACACUGAACAGGUUUGGCAACACUUCUAGCAGUUCCUUGUGGUAUGAAUUGGCCUACACUGAAGCUAAAGGGAGGAUCAGAAAGGGUGACAGGACUUGGCAGAUUGCAUUUGGUUCAGGGUUCAAGUGCAACAGUGCUGUGUGGCGUGCAUUGAGGACCAUUAAUCCAGCAAAGGAGAAAAAUCCUUGGAUGGAUGAGAUUCACGAGUUUCCUGUUCAUGUGCCUAAAGUGGCAACCAUUAGUUCCUAAGUUAAACAACCUCUUGCAUUUUUUUGGGAGGAGGAAAUUAAUUUACUUGAGGUUUUCAUUGUUAAUCUUAGGAGGUGUGCAAAAUUUAGAAGAGAAGAUUACUCCCAGCUGAUUUGAUCUUGUGCUAGUGUGUUCAAGUCGUAAGAGUGUGCAUACAAUUAUUGUCCAAUGAAAUUUAUUACACGAUUUUUCAUAAAAAUGUAUUACGUUUACUACUUGACCUUUCAAAGGUUCAUGAAAUUUGAUUUUUUAAGUUGCUCAUCAAGCUUAGGGGCUGUAUUGGAGAAAGAAAAAUGUAUUGAUAGUUGUUAAUUAAGGUUUGACUAAAAUUAUUUCGUACA